AUGGCUGGUGCUGCGUCACCGUCCCCGCGACGUCACCUCGACACUGCGGACGAGUUCCAGUCUUCGUCACCCACCACGGAUGCUCAGCGCAGAGGACGCCCCCGUUCCAGGGGAUGCUCGGGAGGCCGCAUCAGAUCCAGGCACCCUGGUGCCUCCAAGGGAUGUUCCGGCUCGCGCUCCAGGUCGACAGAAUGUGCCCGGGGAAGUUCCAUUUCUCAGCCUGGCUCCAACUCAAGGCCGGGGCACGUUUUGUCGGGGCCGACCAGGUCCCACUCCCGCACGCCCACCACCUCUAACAGCAAGAAGCCUACGUCCUCCUGGGCCAACAAGGCCUGA
Rhipicephalus microplus (southern cattle tick) is the source of this 336-nucleotide messenger RNA. RefSeq names its product serine/arginine-rich splicing factor 2-like. Lineage: Eukaryota; Metazoa; Arthropoda; Arachnida; Ixodida; Ixodidae. The record is from RefSeq and is a predicted model, not a curated record.